GAUUUUGACAGGCUCAGGUUUGGAAGGCACGAGGGACAGAUUAUCCAGGCAGAUCAUGAGGCGUCUGCUCAGAACAGAAGUCACGACCCUGCCUGCUUGAACCUCCCAAAACGUAGCCCAAAUUGCUUCUCGCUCGGAUGAUGCAUCAUCACAGAAGCAUCUCAGCAUCAUGUCUGUGCCUUCUGUCAGGAAGAAGCGUUUGGCGACUUACUCCAAGAAGACACUACGGAUUGAUCCUCGUUCGACCUUCGCUUCACCAACUUCGCAUGAUCGCCAGACUCAGAGAAGACGAGUCACAUUGACAUCGCCCGCCCGUGAAGCCAAUCUUCCCACAAGCCCCAGUUCGCUUUCUCUGUCGCCCGAGAGCAGCCAUGGCGACGAAGAGCACCAAGCUCCAGAAAAAGUCAGCCCAUCGAAGACAAGAAAACGCGGCAGAAAACUUGCAAAGCCUCUUCAGGCGCACGAACACACGAGCACCCAAUCAUCCAGCCGUGCAAACAGUCCAGUGAGCUCUUCCGAGAGCGACUCUAUUUCCGACGCCUCUUCUAUCCCUGUCAUCGUUGCGCAGAGGCAAAAAAGACCUCGACUCCUCACUACGCUCAGGAAAUCAUUGAACUUGCAAGCUAAGAAAUCACGAAUCAUCCAACAACGACCUACAACCGCCUUAUCUGCAGCAACGCUCAAGGAGGUCCAUAGAGGUGCUGACGGCUUCGACGAGAUUCACCUUGUGCCGAUGACGCCAGUGCAGCGGAAAUCAAAGAAGCGUUCAAGUCGUCUCAUUGCUUCACGCUCCAUGCUAGAAGUCCGCAAGGGCCCACAUCCACCUGUCCAUUUUGACCAUCCUGAGUGGAGUAUGGUCCCAUACCAAAUUGCUCAAGAUGACAAGCAGGCGGAGGUGUUUGAGACGAUCGAAUCUGUCGAGGGCGUCGCAAAGAUUGAGGCCGCUGCCGCUAUCUCUACAGUCAGUGCUCAUGCCGAAGGUGAAAAAGUCGAGAGUGCACUCAAAUCACCCAAAUCGCCCAACAAGCCAUCCAUAAAAGAUAUCAGUCUCUACGCUCAGCUCUCGUCGGUAUCAGCGCCCAUCGUACGCAGAGGAUCAAACGACGAGGACAGCGAAAACGAUCUCGAUCACGGACUCACGGCGGAAGAAGAAGACGACGCCUUCGAAGAGGAAGCGGAUCGCGCAGACCAGGAAGAAGCACGGGAUCGUACAGUCCGCUAGCAGCGUGGCGAUUUAGCAGCAUCCAGACAGUCUGAGCAGGAAUCGACACAUGGGACAAGUGGUACGAAGUUGGCUUCGAUUGAACGGGAAUCAGUACGCCGAGGCGCAUCGCCUACCAAGUCAUGGAUCUCGGAGACGGUUGUUUAACAGCUCAAACAUGUGCUACUAGCUUUAAUGAGAUAUAUGAUAAUGUUAGAGAAUGCUUCUUCGUGCUA
Aureobasidium pullulans EXF-150 is the source of this 1437-nucleotide messenger RNA. RefSeq lists its product as uncharacterized. Lineage: Eukaryota; Fungi; Ascomycota; Dothideomycetes; Dothideales; Saccotheciaceae. Bases 170 to 1222 code for a protein of 350 amino acids. The record is from RefSeq and is a predicted model, not a curated record. The transcript has a single exon.